Messenger RNA from Malassezia vespertilionis, 828 nucleotides. RefSeq names its product DNA damage-inducible protein 1 (gene DDI1). The transcript has a single exon. The record is from RefSeq and is a predicted model, not a curated record. Gene Ontology annotation, molecular function: aspartic-type endopeptidase activity; protein binding. Bases 1 to 828 code for a protein of 275 amino acids. NCBI's taxonomy places the organism in Eukaryota, Fungi, Basidiomycota, Malasseziomycetes, Malasseziales, Malasseziaceae. Gene Ontology annotation, biological process: proteolysis.
AUGCUCACUGUCGUGGACGCUGAGCAGAACACAUUUCCUAUCGAUACGGAUGCAACUAUUGAAGUAGAAAAUUUCAAGGUAUUUCUUGAGGCCGAUACCAACAUUCCUGCAGAGCAACAGGUCCUGCAAUUCCAAGGCACAAAGCUGGAAGAUGGAAAACGCACGCUUGCUUCCUACGGUGUCUCUGACCAGGAUUUAUUGAUGUUGGCAGAUGCGAGGAAGGUUGUUCCAGGUGCUGGCACUCAGUGGGAGGAAAAUGGCAGGAUGGCAGAGGUCGCGCGCAGCCAAAUCUUGCAGUCUGUGCCGUUGCAGGAUCAGUUGCGGAGUAGCAAUCCAGCGCUGCUCGAUGCAGCCUUGCAUUCCCAAGAGCGGUUUUUGCAAGCUAUCGGUCAUCAGCGGGGCCAUUUGCAACAAAUGCGUGCUCGUAGCGAUUUGGCGCUUGCGGAUCCGUUCGACGUGGAAGCGCAACGGCGUAUUGAGGAGGCAAUACGCGAAGAACAAGUGUAUGCAAAUAUGGAACAUGCGAUGGAAUAUAACCCUGAAGUUUUUGGCAAUGUUAUCAUGUUGUACGUGGACUUAAAAGUGAACGGACACCCCGUCAAGGCAUUUGUGGACAGCGGCGCACAAACCACGAUCAUGAGCCCAGAAUGUGCAGAGCGCUGCGGAAUCAUGCGGCUUGUGGAUACGCGGUUCGCCGGGGUUGCCAUGGGCGUUGGUACUGCGAACAUUCUUGGGCGUGUACACAGCGCACCUAUUCAGCUCGCUCAUGAUGUGUUUGUGUCUGGCUCGUUUACUAUAUUGGAGGUAUGUAUUGACGGCUUUGUUUAA